AAGAAGCAGCCAGUGAUGAAUCCUCUGAUCAGAGGAGAACGACCCAGACUCACACUAAUGCAUUCACCGCUGUCACACAUGAACGUGUGUUUAACCCAAAGCCAGUUAAAAUAACGUCUCUUUAACGUUGCUGGUAAAUGACGCUGGCGGUUUAACACGUAGCAGCGAAAGUGAAACCAGUGCGGCCCAGUCAAACCAGGCGGUGGCAGCAACACGCAGGAACCGAAGCAGCUCAUGGCGUCGGUACCGUCCGCAAAAGAACCGUGACCGCUUCGGUGGUAGCGGCAGUAAUGAGCCACGCUUUGUUCCGGAGGAAGACGAACAUGGACCGGGUCGUGGUUCUGCUGAUCCUCCUGCACGUUUCCCAGCAUGCCUUGGGUGUGGAGGUGCACGAGGGGGAGGACUGCGUCGUCCUGUCCCUCCAGGUCAACGUCUCCACCUCAGAUAGGUCUACGGUGGUGUGGGACCGAAAGGAUCUGAAGAAGGAGAACGUUCACAUCCGUCAGCCGAGUGGAGACGACUUAACAGAACAGAACCCCAUUUAUGCCAACCGGACCUGGAUGGGGCCGGACGCCCUGCGGACCGGAGACCUCAGCCUCACGCUGAGGCGGCCGGCGGUCACGGACAGCGGAACCUACACCUGCACCGUCCGCCGCCUCGGGCUGCAACUGGCCUCCACUGAUGUGCAGCUGCAGGUCACAGAACCGCCUCUGGUCUGGCCCUGGGUUCUGGCAGGCGUCCUGGUUCCCCUGCUCGUCCUGGGAGCUGGUUUUGGUGUCAUCGCGUUUCUUGCACAUAAAGCGAUGAAGGACAGACUAAAGACCCAGCUGAAGGUGGCGGAGGUGACAGAGGGAGCAGAUAAGGUCACACUGACCUGUACCACCACAGCUGACGUCAGAGGGGACAUCACGGUGGAGUGGAGACGCUCGGUUCCUCACUACAAGAUCAUCCACACCUACAGGGACGGAACCCACCGACCCGAGGCCGACUACACGGGCCGCACAGCCAUGCAGGGGAACCCGACGAAGGGAGAACUCAGUCUGACCCUGCAGAACCCUCGGCUGGAAGAUGGAGGCGUGUACAUCUGCACCGUUUACAACCAAGGAGAGAUCCUGAGACAGAAGAUAGUGGUUCUGAAUGUCAGAGAGACCUGGAUUAAAACCAUCAGGGGCUUGUUCCAGUGCUGCACCAAUCAGAACAACGGUGUCGUUGGUUCUGAGAGGCCCAGAACCACAGGGAACCAGCUCGAAGCAGCAGAAAACCAAGAGCUGAUGCUUGAAGUCCAGAAUGGUUCUGAUCCGAGAGAGCCUGGAACUGACGGCUCUGUGUAAUGUUCUGUAAUAAUGUUCUCAGUAUUUAUCAGAACCCAUCACUGUCAUUGUUAGUUUAUGUAAGAAUCAAACGUGAGGGAGUCGCUGAGCUCCAGACGUCAGCAGCCUGUGAUGACGUCACCUCUGCUCUCCAUCACUGGACGUCCAACGGUUCCGCUGCUUCGCGUCACACUGAUCCAACCCGGAACCAGACAGAACAAACGCGGUUCCAAGCAGAGCGAGCAUGAUCUGGUUCUCCAGGUGUAACGUGGGUCAGAGUUGGAUCACGUGUUCUGUCUGGUUGGGUCGCUGUAACUGGACGUGGUUCUGACCCUGAAGGUGGAGCAUCAAUCACUCAUUUACUAUGAACUGAUGAGACCACGUGUGACGCGAGGAACAGAACCUUCUGGUUCUGCUUUUGUUCUGCUGUUCCUCCCUCGGUGCCGUUCUGGUCUUGGCUCAGUCUUACCGGGUUCAGUCUCUGCAUGUUUACAUGGACACUAAUCAGCUGAUGUGAAACUGCUGCUGAGUCUCACAUCCACUUUCAGACUGAAGGCGAACGGGAAGUUUUAGUUUUUGGUUUUGGAUUUUAUGAGGUUACAUUUGUUUUUAGAUUCAUGUCUUAACUUGUGUUUGAACAGAAAACUGUUUUUAUAAGCUGCAUAAAAACCUUUAAUAAAAGCCAGUUUCUAGA
Betta splendens (Siamese fighting fish) is the source of this 2004-nucleotide messenger RNA. RefSeq lists its product as uncharacterized. Gene Ontology annotation, biological process: cellular response to lipopolysaccharide; positive regulation of T cell proliferation; immune response. Lineage: Eukaryota; Metazoa; Chordata; Actinopteri; Anabantiformes; Osphronemidae. The record is from RefSeq and is a predicted model, not a curated record. The transcript is spliced from 6 exons. The coding region runs from base 291 to 1331 and encodes 346 amino acids. Gene Ontology annotation, cellular component: external side of plasma membrane.